UAUUUUUUUUAUUUAGUGAAAUAAUGAAAUAAUGGAGGUUACAGGAGGUUCUUCGAACACCAACACGAAUAAUGUUAUUUCGGAUAAAGACGUGAAUAUUGAACUUGGUUUUGAAAAAUUGGAGGAUCAAAAUUUCAAGGUUUUUGAAGAAGCAGGUGAAGGAUUAGAAACAAUUGCUGAUUCUGACAAGAAACGAGAAGCAGAAAGACAAGAAUGGCUUGAAAAAUUAGAACAAGAGAGAUCAGAAUGGGAGGCAUUGGAAUCUGCGCAGAGGACAAGUACUGGAGGAGUGAAGACAACGCAUUCUGUAUCCUUUACUGAAGUUCUCCAACAUUUUCAAACAAAAACUCUUGAUACAAAAAAUAUCAAACCAACAAUCAACAGAACUAGAUUUGCAGCUUUUUUACAUUUUUUAUUUGGUCCUCCUAAAUUACAUCAAUCAUUAGUAGAAGAAAGAGAUUUGAUAUUUUGCAUUGCACAAACACAACUUGAUGAUGGAGAUGAUAUCCAUGGUCGUACUUUACAAACAAUUUAUAAGAAACUCACAGGAUCGAAAUUUGAUUGCGCAAGAAGGGGGACACAUUGGGAAACUAUUGGUUUCCAAGGUAAUGAUCCUGCGACUGAUCUUCGAGGAGUUGGAUUCUUAGGUUUAAUGCAGAUGCUACAUGGUACAUCUGACUCUGAUGUUUCCAGCUUAUUUACCGACUUCUAUCGUCUGUCACUCGAUGAAGAGCAGAAUUUCCCAUUCUGCGUGAUGUCGUUCAAUAUAACAAGAAUUGCUUUGCAAGUUUUAAGAGAGGAAAAAUUACACAAAGACUGUAACAAAAGGAAACAGGUCAUAGCAGUCGUGAAUGAUUUUUAUGUUGCAUUGUUUCUGCAUAUAUAUACAAUAUGGAAAACACAACAUAAAACUAUGAAAGAUUCUGGUCAUGUUAUGAAAGAUGCAGAAACGGAAGCAAAAAAGAAUCCGAGGAAGCUUCUUCGUAAGUUGGAAUCAGCGUUGAAAGAGAGACAAUCAAAUAAAAAGAAACUGCCAGCAUCUCCUGUUCCUAUUUCAGGACCUCUGACUCCAGAUCAGAGACAAGACCUGCAUGGAAGACCUUCUGCAGCUUCAUCUUUAUCUUCAGAAGAUGAAGACACUGGGAAACAAUCAAAUAAUCAAUCAUUAGAUGCCAGCGCCCCUAACUCUGCUCGUUUUGUUGCGACCAAGAAAUCGUCAAUGGAUGAAUUAGAACAUUUCACAGAUAUUCGAACAGAAGGACAACAAGAAAUUCCAGUAACAGACCUCUGAAGUU
Molecule: messenger RNA, 1295 nt
Organism: Styela clava
Lineage: Eukaryota; Metazoa; Chordata; Ascidiacea; Stolidobranchia; Styelidae
Product: ELMO domain-containing protein 3-like
Source: RefSeq, a predicted model, not a curated record